This is a messenger RNA of Poecilia latipinna (sailfin molly), 1480 nucleotides long. Its product is annotated as junctional adhesion molecule B-like. The record is from RefSeq and is a predicted model, not a curated record. The coding region runs from base 309 to 686 and encodes 125 amino acids. NCBI's taxonomy places the organism in Eukaryota, Metazoa, Chordata, Actinopteri, Cyprinodontiformes, Poeciliidae. The transcript has 4 exons.
CUCGGACCACCGUUCUGUUAGUGACGCCCUCAGAAACUGUUGAAGGCUCUUCAGUGACUCUGACCUGCAGCAGUGAUGCUAAUCCAGCAGCUAAAUACAACAUUUACAGGGUGAAUGAAGGUCAACAUGGUCAACUUCUCAGAACAGAAAUACAAUCAGUCUUCAGCUCCAUCCAGGUCUCUGAUACUGGGAGGUAUUACUGUACAGCUGGAAAUGACCUGGGAAGCCAAACGUCUCCAAGUAUCGAUAUUAAUGUGAAAUAUGCUCCCAGAUCUCCUUCAGUGUCACUGAGUCCUUCUGGUGACAUCAUGAAGGGCAGCUCAGUGACUCUGACAUGUAGCAGUGAUGCUAACCCAGCAGCUAACUACAGCUGGAGGAAGAACAACAACCAUUCAGUUGUCAGUAAAGACCAACAGUUUGUCCUCAGCUCCAUCCUGUCCUCAGACUCUGGACAGUAUUACUGCACAGCUCAGAACGAGCUGGGAGAGAAAACGUCUGGACCCGUCUCUGUGCAGGUCACAUGUCAAUCAAUGUCAUCGAUCACCAGUAGGUUGGCUCUGUUGAUCCUGAUCUCUAUGCUUGUCCAGAUUACUACUUUAAGAACCAUGAAAGCUAUGAAAAAACCCACAAAACUAUCUGACCCUGAAGAAAUGAUGGAGAUGAGAAAUGUUAUUGAGAUCACAUAGUGAGUAUGGAUUGAUCAGUCAUUGAUGAGUCAUUGAUCAGUCACUGAUCUGUAAUGAACCAAUCUGNUUUUGGUGCAUUGUUGUCAUUCAAUUACUGUACAAAAAAAAAAAAAAAGACUCGGACAGAGAAGCUAGAAAUAUCCACUGCUGGAUUUCACCAAAAUUAAGGUAAAAACAUUUAUUUGCAAAAAUAUAACCAUCAAAAAAUAACAAAGAAAGAGAGAAUGCUGUUUGUACAUAUUGAGUCUCUGAGUUAUAAAGACUUCAAAUAGUGAGAACAAUUGUAAGCUGUUAUGAAAUGUUAAAGAAUCAAGCCAAUACCAGCUUGUGCUGCUUAUAGAAGCUGAAAGGUCAGAGGUCAGCCCUCUGUCAUUCAGACUCCUUGGAUGCAGCUGCUUCAGUUCACAUCCAGCAGAGGCCACAGAGAGGAUUCACCUGGCACCAGUCAAGGUCAACCAUGGAGGAGUCAUGAACCCAGUUGACCACGACUCGUAACCAAGGAGACGGUUGGAGUGAAACCAGAAGGAGCAGAGAGGAAGUCCAUAUAAGGUUGUAACAGAGGGAGCAUCAAAACCUCCUCCUUCCUGCAGAGACUGAACUCUUCUAUGUUAUUUUAAUAUAUUCAUAUGUAAUCCCUCAUUAUGUGUUGAUCAUGUUUAUCUCUAAGUAUAAAAGCUUAGAACGUUGAUAAAAAUAUGGUUUUGUUGGUGUUGCUGGAAUAAGAGUUUGUUGAAAGUGUUGCUGUUUUUUAUCUGCUUUUUGCUUUUAAUAAAUCUUCAUUUUUCUUUUCAUAA